AUGGGAACCCGGGGUAAGAAAAUUAUGCAAAUGCUGCAAACAAUGGAAGUUACCAAACCAAGUUAUGGUGAGGAACCGCGUGGCAGUGAAGAGAUAGAAGGACUGGAUUUUAUUGAAGCUCAAGGUGAAGAUUUUGAAAGGGCUUUAGAUCAAACUGGAUUUGGAAAAUUCCACUUUUCAUUACUGACGAUUUGCGGACUGAUUUAUUUAAACACUGCAGUGGGUAUAACUAUUAUAUCUUUUGUAUUACCUUCGGCGACAUGCGAUUUCCAAAUGUCAUCUUCCGACAAGGGGUGGCUUACUGCUGCUCCUAUGCUUGGAAUGGUUAUUGGCUCAUAUUUUUGGGGAUGUCUAGCUGACACGAAAGGUAGAAAAAUUGUUCUGAUUGGAGCUCUUUUAAUGGACGGUGCAUGCGGACUUUUGUCAAGUAUCUCACAAGUAUUUUGGCUAUUUAUGUUGAUGAGAUUUUUUAAUGGCUUUGCUAUAACUGGUGCUAUGGGAAUAUGUUUUCCGUAUUUGGGGGAAUUUCAACCAAACAAGUAUAGGGAGACAAUAUUAUGUUGGAUGGAAUUAUUUUGGACACUUGGGGUAAUCGCACUGCCAGGAAUUGCUUGGAUGAUAAUUCCUUUGGAAUUUGAAUACAUAACAGAUAGUUUUAAAUUUAGGAGUUGGAAUCUGUUUGUUGCAACUUGUUCUAUUCCAAGUAUUUUAAUUGGAUUGUGGCUUAUUAUGUUUCCAGAAAGUCCAAAAUUUCUUUUAGAAUGUGGAGAAGCAGAUGAAGCUCUCGACGUAUUACGAGAUAUUUACUACACGCUAAUGAUUUGGUUUCCGGAGCUUUUUUACCGUUUCGAAGAAUUCGAAAACUUACAUCCUAAUGAAGCAGCCUCGGUAUGUGAAGUAUCUUCUGUGGUUGUAAAAUCAGCAAACGCCACUCUUGACCAAAACGAAUUUUGUGGAGAGCCGCUGGCUGAUUCAGUAUUUCUGCACACUUUAAUUAUUGGACUGGCUUGUAUUCCUACAAGUUUCUGGCUGCCAUUAUGCGUACAUAGACUGGGUGCAAAGUUUUUCUUAGUAUUUAGUUUAAUUGUUGCUGGAGGUGUGACAGUGGGUCUCUAUUUCGUCACAUCUGCUAUGUCUAAUUUGGUGCUGUCGUGUAUAUUUGAAGCAUUAACAAGUUUAGGAAUUAGUACUGUGUACUGCGUAAUGGUUGACUUAUUUCCAACGAAUUUGAGGGUAAUGGCAGCAGCAUUAUCACUUACUUUCGGUAGAGGGGGAGCACUGCUCGGUAAUCUACUCUUUGGCUUUCUCAUAGAUCUAAACUGUGUUAUACCUAUUGCAGUUUUUGCCGCAAUGCUCCUAGUUAGUGGACUUUUAUGUCUGAUGUUGCCCAGUACAGGAAAAGGAUCGCUGGACUAA
Messenger RNA from Diabrotica balteata, 1416 nucleotides. NCBI's taxonomy places the organism in Eukaryota, Metazoa, Arthropoda, Insecta, Coleoptera, Chrysomelidae. The record is from the annotation of a GenBank genome assembly.